This is a messenger RNA of Eptesicus fuscus (big brown bat), 1096 nucleotides long. It is a transcript of the gene PSME2, whose product is annotated as proteasome activator subunit 2. Lineage: Eukaryota; Metazoa; Chordata; Mammalia; Chiroptera; Vespertilionidae. Gene Ontology annotation, molecular function: endopeptidase activator activity. Gene Ontology annotation, cellular component: nucleoplasm; proteasome activator complex; cytoplasm. Gene Ontology annotation, biological process: regulation of G1/S transition of mitotic cell cycle; positive regulation of endopeptidase activity; regulation of proteasomal protein catabolic process. Bases 333 to 1052 code for a protein of 239 amino acids. The transcript has 11 exons. The record is from RefSeq and is a predicted model, not a curated record.
GAACACCCGCCUCCCACCUGUCAUUCCAACACUGACUUCCUGUAAGCCCCGCCCCUUCUCGGGAGGGACCGCCCCGGUUCGGUGUUCGCGGUUCCGCUCGCCCUAGCUCCUCCCUCGGACCUCCCCUGGCCUCGUAACCGAGUCAGCACCGCCUCUCCUAGUCUCAACUGGCUGAGUAUGGCUCAGGGGCUCCCUACGGUUGGCGGCCUGCCAGGGGGAGGGGGGAAUAAGGGAAGGGGGUGGGGUUAAGGGGGGCGGGCCUGGACGUGGGGAGUGAAAGCGAAAGCCCAGGAGUCGAGCCCGGAGACCCGAGAUUUAGCUACUGGAGCAGCAUGGCCAAGCCUUGUGGGGUGCGCCUGAGCGGGGAAGCCCGCAAACAGGUGGAUGUCUUCAGGCAAAAUCUUUUCCAGGAGGCUGAGGAAUUCCUCUACAGAUUCUUGCCACAGAAGAUCAUACACCUGAGUCAGCUCUUGCAAGAGGACUCCCUCAAUGUGGCUGACCUGACCUCUCUCCGAGCCUCACUGGACAUCCCUAUUCCAGACCCUCCACCCAAAGAUGAUGAGAUGGAAACAGAUAAGCAGGAGAAGAAAGAAGUCCCUAAGUGCGGCUUUCUCCCUGGGAAUGAGAAGCUCCUGGCCCUGCUUGCCCUGAUUAAGCCAGAAGUCUGGACUCUCAAAGAAAAAUGUAUUCUGGUGAUCACGUGGAUCCAGCACCUGAUCCCCAAGAUUGAGGAUGGAAAUGACUUUGGAGUAGCAAUCCAGGAGAAGGUGCUGGAGAGGGUGAAUGCAGUCAAGACCAAAGUAGAGGCCUUCCAGACAACCAUUUCCAAGUACUUCUCAGAACGUGGGGAUGCUGUGGCCAAGGCCUCUAAGGAGACCCAUGUAAUGGAUUACCGGGCCUUGGUGCACGAGCGAGAUGAGGCAGCCUAUAGGGAGCUCAGGGCCAUGGUGCUGGACCUAAGGGCCUUCUAUGCUGAGCUUUAUCAUAUCAUUAGCAGCAACCUGGAGAAAAUUGUCAACCCAAAGGGUGAAGAGAAGCCAUCUAUGUACUGACCCCAGGGCUAAAAGGGAAAUAAAUUACCAAUACUUUGUGUGGA